Molecule: messenger RNA, 893 nt
Organism: Nicrophorus vespilloides
Lineage: Eukaryota; Metazoa; Arthropoda; Insecta; Coleoptera; Silphidae
Exons: 6
Coding region: 23-817 (264 amino acids)
Source: RefSeq, a predicted model, not a curated record
UGGUAGUAUUGUUUAUGAAAUCAUGGAACUUACAUUGUUUUUGACUAUUGCUGUUGUUUUUACAUCUGUUCAGGGCGAUCAUUGCGAUUCAUUGGGAACACUUUUCUACGAUGAACUAGGUUGCACUCCGAAUCUAGGAAACGACGGAUGUCCAACUUCGUAUGAUUGUCCUGAUUUUACAGUUCCCGAUGGUUUCUGUAAAUAUGGUGGCAAACUUUACCAGAAUGGUGAAUAUGUUAAUGGUACCAAAAUAUGUCAACCUGGGUAUUGCUCCAGUUCUAAAAUAGGUCUCAUGUUUGUUGAUUGCUUCCAACGUCAUGAAGAAGGCUGCUAUUAUGCUUACACUUUUGAUAAAUGUUGUUCUUCCAAACAGAUUUGUGAACCUUUUGACGAUAUUGGUACAUGCGAAAUUGGUGAUAAAAUAUACAAAUACGGACAGCGUUUUAGUGUCCCAGGUCAUUGCCUUAAUUGCAUAUGCCAGGAGAACUUUUCAGGUGAAUUAGUUGAACCUUUCUGCGACAGGACAAAAUGCGUUAUAGAAAUAACUGAUGAUCCAAUAUCCGAUAAAAGCGCUCCUGUUUAUUACAACGAGGCGAUCCGUUGUUGCCCAAUAGAAUUAAUUAAACCUUCCUACGUUACAAACUUAACUACCAUUAUAUCUGUAAACACGAGUGAAGAAAAAUGCGAGUUUGGAAAUAAUGCGUAUAAUCUGGGCGAUAUUUUAUUUGUGCAAUACGAAAAUCCUUUAUUUAACAAUGAAGAAGCAGCAAUUUGCACCUGUAUUUUACCACCUCUGUUAACUUGCACUCAACUUUAAAUCAACAAAUUACACAUUACAUUUGUAAUUGGGCAAACUGAUAAUGAAAUAAAGCAAUGCAUAUACAAAUUGAAUA